Messenger RNA from Cucumis melo (muskmelon), 1905 nucleotides. RefSeq names its product polyol transporter 5-like. Gene Ontology annotation, cellular component: membrane. Gene Ontology annotation, biological process: transmembrane transport. Bases 36 to 1547 code for a protein of 503 amino acids. The record is from RefSeq and is a predicted model, not a curated record. NCBI's taxonomy places the organism in Eukaryota, Viridiplantae, Streptophyta, Magnoliopsida, Cucurbitales, Cucurbitaceae. Gene Ontology annotation, molecular function: carbohydrate transmembrane transporter activity. The transcript is spliced from 3 exons.
UUCGUCAACCAAUCUCCCUUUUCAUCUCUCCCAAAAUGGGUAGCCGGAAAGAUGAGAUCUCUCCAACUUCCGGCCUCCAAAUUCCGUUAAUUAAUCCCCACAACCGCAAAACCAACCAUUUUCCUUUUCUCUGUUCACUCAUCGCUUCCAUGGCUUCCAUUUUGGCUGGUUACGAUAUCGGUGUCAUGAGUGGAGCUGCAAUCUUCAUCAAAGACGACUUCAAAAUCUCCGAUGUACAAGUCGAAGUUCUUGUCGGAAUUAUCAAUCUCUAUUCAAUUCUCGCCGCCGCCGCUGCCGGCAGAACCUCCGAUCGUAUUGGCCGCCGUUACACAAUUGUUCUCGCCGCUGGUUUCUUCGUUGUCGGCGCCAUUCUCAUGGGGUUCGCCCCAAAUUAUGCUUUCUUGAUGUUUGGCCGAUUCUUCGCCGGUGCCGGCAUCGGAUGUGCCCCGUUGGCUGCUUCUGUCUACACCGCCGAGAUUUCUCCGGCAUCCUCUCGCGGUAGCUUAUCUACUCUUCAAGAGGUGUUAAUUAAUUUGGGUAUUUUACUUGGAUAUGUUUCAAAUUACGCAUUCUCCAAGCUUCCCAUUCAUCUGGGGUGGCGAUUUAUGCUUGGAAUUGGUUUGGUUCCGUCGUUGUUUUUGGCCGUCCUCGUGAUUCUGGUGAUGCCUGAAUCGCCACGGUGGUUGAUAAUGCAAGGCCGUGUUGGUGAAGCGAAACAAGUCCUCAUCAAAACCUCUGAUUCCAUCGAAGAAUCUUUACACCGCCUCGCUGACAUAAAAAGCGCCGUAGGAAUUCCACCGACUUGUGAAAACGACAUCGUUCAUGUCCCAAAACUUAGCAUUCACGGCAGUAGCAUUUGGAAAGAGCUCUUCCUCCACCCCACGCCGGCCGUUCGUCACAUCAUAAUCACCGUAGUGGGUCUCCAUUUCUUCCUAGAAUCCACCGGCACGGACGCCGUCCUUCUGUACAGCCCAAGAAUCUUCGAAAAGGCCGGAAUCACAUCCCCCGACCAAAAACUUGUAGCAACGGUGGGAGUGGGCCUAACAAAGACUCUUUUCGUCUUGAUGGCGACCGUGUUAUUGGACCGAAUCGGACGACGACCGUUAGUUCUAACGAGCAUUGCAGGACAAACGAUAUCGUUAAUGGUUUUAGGAACAGGGCUGACGAUAAUGGAGAAGUCGGAGGAGCGAAUGAGGUGGGCAGUGGGGAUGUGUAUUGCCACGGUGUUAUCGGACGUGGCGUUUUAUUCAAUUGGGAUGGGGCCCAUGGCGUUCGUCAGCUCAGAGUUUUUUUCGUUGAAACUACGGGCUCAAGGGAUGAGCGUGGGGGUGAUGGUGAAUAGACUAGUAGGAGCAAUAGUUACAAUGACGUUUUUGUCACUGUCUAGUGCUAUUACUAUUGGUGGGGCUUUCUUCUUGUACGCGGGUACUGCGUUGCUUGCUUUGGUGUUUUUCUAUGUUGUGUUGCCGGAGACAUAUGGGAUGAAUUUGGAAAAUGUUGAGGGGGUUUUUGGUAAUUUGACAUGGAAAUUCUCAGCUAACGAGUAGGAUUAUUAUGAUACUAUCUAUAUAAUGAUGUGGUGGAAGUGAAUGCAAAGUGAUGACUAUGAUUGAAGAUUAAAAAGUGUGGAUAUGUUGCUUUUGAAAUAUCUCUAAACAUAUACUGCACUGUUGAUUGUUGGUUAGUCUAUUUCAAUUAGGUAUCUUCUUUUUGCCGAUGAUUCAUACCAAGACAAAAUUGAGAUCACUGGAAGUUGAUUAGUUGGCGUGGACAAAAUCAAACUUCUGCUAUUGUUCGUAAUGAAUUUUUCAAGAUACAUAUUUAUAGUUGUAUUCUGUCAUGAUUUUUUAAGGUUUAGUUUUUGUUGUGAGAUUUUAGACAAAUAUGUAAGAUCUUUUCUUAAUA